UGACGUCCCUCAGCGAUGGCGGCGCCGGGCGAGGCGGCCCGUGAGGAGCGCGGGGCCGGCCCUGAGCAGCCCCCGGCACCCGCCGCCCCCGCGCAGGACGAACCGGCAGCGGCGGCCCAGGAGGAGCCCGCGGCCGCUGAGGGGGCGGUGGAGGCGGGAGAGGCCGGAGGGGGCGGCGAGAGCGGAGCCGAGGCGGUGGCGGAUGGGGAGCUGAGGAUCGCAGAGGGGGAGGUGGUGGAUGGGGAGGACCCCAGUCUGCAGUCUGCGGCCAAGAGGGUGAAGCUGGAGCUGAAGGAGAGGAAGGAGAAGAAGCAGAAAGUGGAUGAGGACGAGAUCCAGAAGAUGCAAAUACUGGUUUCUUCCUUCUCUGAAGAACAGCUUAACCGAUACGAGAUGUAUCGCCGGUCCGCAUUCCCCAAAGCUGCCAUUAAACGGCUGAUCCAGUCCAUCACUGGCACCUCUGUGUCUCAGAACGUGGUGAUCGCCAUGUCCGGCAUCUCCAAGGUCUUCGUUGGGGAGGUGGUGGAGGAAGCACUGGACGUGUGCGAGAAGUGGGGGGAGCUGCCGCCGCUGCAGCCCAAACACAUGCGAGAGGCGGUCAGGAGGCUCAAGUCAAGAGGACAGAUCCCAAAUUCCAAGUACAAGAAGAUCAUCUUCCACUGAGGCGUCGCAGCGGCAGCCAGGGAAGAGAAGUUAACGCAAGCUGUGAACCUCACAGCAGUUACAGCAGAGCUGUGGGACUGCAGCUCCGUUGGGAGCGUCGUGCGUAGACUUAAGGGAUUGCAGGAGGGAUUCCUGGCAUCCAAGCAGUCAGCAGGAGCCAAAUCCCUGCCCUGGAGCCUUGGGCUCCUCUGCUGCAACAGCACAGGGGUAGGAACGCUCACAGUCUUCAGUGCGUUUACCCACCAGGCCGCAGUUCCUGCUGGCAGCGAUGGAGCGGUGUCUGUGUACAGAAGUCUCUCUUUUAUACAUUAAACUCGUUACUGUCAUCUUGAUGUUGCUGGGAAGCGCCAAUUGUGUGAUGGGGUGAUUCAAAGCAGGGGCAGCGCAGCAGGGUGAUGUGUCUCAGCCGCCCCAGACAUGUUCCCGAAAUUUCGCCUUGCCUCUGGCACGCAUUGUUCCAUUGACAUAAGCAAGGGAACGUGCUGAAAAGCAAUGAGCCUGAAGCCAUCGCUCAGCUGCUCUUCCCAAACCCAGUUUUACUUCUAGAAAACAGGACAAUUCCAAAGGUGAAGGCAAGGGAAAGAGGGAGAAAAAACCCACGUGAGCCUGUAAGGAGGUUAACAAGUUUAAUUUCUUAUUAUGGUUCAUAGAACCAAUAAAUGCAUGAGUGGAAAUACACUGCAACAAAGUUCCAAUACUGCCUAAAACUCCAGUUGGGGUUCAGAGCUGCGUGUUACCCACCCGUACAGUCGUCCCCCCUGAGCACGCUGCUGCUAACGAUGGGUAACAAGAGGCUGAGGCCAUGUGCUCUUCCUUCGGCAACCACAGCGCGGUCACACGGAGGAUUAAGGUGGCUCUCAUCGUAACAGAAAAAGUCCUCAAAUGAAAGGCUCCAAACAGUAAACUUUGCUAACCGGCAUCAGCGGAGAGAGCGGAGUUUUUGUCCUCCCCUACAGAUGCCCUGUACAAAGGGAGUGGAUUUUGUUUUAACAGUGCUUUUUACUAGUACUUAAAGCAAUGGAAGUGCAUUAAUUCUUAACCAAAACGCGGGUGACGGGAGCUGCUGGAGCAAGGAAUUUGCUGUAAACAGCCUGGCUCAAGCUCUGGCUGGUCUGGGGGUGUGCGAGGGAGCAGCAAGGAGCUGUGAGACACGGCGAGAGGCACCACAGCCAGGGAAACCCUGGACACCCUGCUCCCUGCCCGAGCUGAGGCUGGACACCUCAAACAAAGAGUCAUGAAAAAGUGAGAAAGAAGAAACAAACCUCCCGUUUUCAAGCAAUACGUGAAGAUAAAGAACUAACAUCAUCGCAUUCCACCAAGGCAGGCAAGCAUUCCUGUAUUUCUUGCUUCGCACAGGAAGAGGGAGCGACCACAGAAGCACAAAGGUUUUGGCUGAACAACUUCUGCUCGUGUAGGCUUUGUGCAGCAGGUGAUGGUACUUACAGUGAGCUGUUGGUGGGGAUUCAUAGCGAGUCUGGAUGUGCAGAGGCUUUGUCACCUCCCUUCUUGCCAUAAGGACUGCUCACAGCAAGAGUUAUUUACUACAAAAGAGAACUUGCCGUUUACAACCCCUGCUUUUACCUCUGAGUUACUCCACGCACGAGGCAGUAUCGGUGAAGGAAAUGCCCACUGAUGAUUGAAAAGUUAAAGUGCAUUUUCCUCUAGGGAACAGGCGUGACAAGCUGCUCUCUAGGACACUUUCCAUUGCAGGCAGCACCUCAAAUCUGUCCUAUCGAAGGCUGCCUCGAGCAGGGACAGCUCACAGGUGUCCAACAGGAACGAGGAGGAGUGAUUCUCUCCCGUGGAAGAGGGAAGGCAGAAGUCACAGCAUCCAAACAUCACCCAGGGGGUGAGCUGGAGCACACUGUGUGCCACAGCAGAGAUUUCUGCAGCUCCACUCCCGUGCAGCUACGCCUCCUUCAAAUUCAUCUGUGGCUGCCUGCUCCCAGGGCUUCCAGGAGGAAGGAUGGGCUCUCGCCGCCCCUGUUUUAUCUGGUUGUAGGCACUGGUUCAUCAGAUGGUGGCAGAAAUGCUGGACUUCAGCGGCACAGCCCGCCCAAGCCUUCCGAUGGGGACAGAUCUUAUUCAAAGCUACCUUCGCUCUAAUGGAGCCAAACGCAGAACUAAGAUGAUGUUCUUCACUGCGACAGUUGUUUUAAUCACCGUCUGUCUCUUACAAACCCUCUUGUUUCACAGUGAAAGCUACCAACCACAAGGAAUUCACUCUCGGUUCUCCGCAAACCACAGACAGCGGUGCCUCCGCAUCCAGCCCAGCACUGGAAACAUGGUCCUGUUUCCCCUGGAGCUACCAAAGAACUAAAGCACUCUCAGGAGCACCGGUAAAGCAGAGGCAUCCGACAGCUCCAGAGCUGGGCAGAGGGACAGGGGUAUAAGAGGAAAAACAAACAUAACUCCCAAGUUAUUGGCUUGCUUUGUGUGUUUUCCAGGCCUCAGCUCAUCGUGGCUUGUCACUGAGAGGCUGUUCCUCGCGUAGUGAGUGGGAUUACAAUCUUGUAUUGCCUCGGCUGAACUAAUUCCAGUGUAGUAAUGCUUACAUUGAAGAAAAAAACAACAGAAAAAUCCACUACGUUAAAUAUUUGGGGAGAGAGUUGAGCUGAAAACACAAGGGUGCCCUUACAAACACCUUUCCAUCUGCUUAAUAAAGGAGGAUCGCAGAUAAUCUGCCCCUUUUCCGAGCACUCGGGGUGCAGCAAUCCCCACCUGUUCCACAUGCACUAAGGAGCCUGCGCAUCAGGAACAUCCCCAUGAACACAAAGUGCAGCUGGGAAAAUCCAAACCAAAGUCUGAAAUAGGAUAAAAUCCAACACACUCCAUACCCAGCAAAGAUGCUGUGAGUAACAGAGGAGGGAACGUAACACAGAGGGGUUGAAAGUUGCACCCUCCCAUGCCCAAGCACAGAGGAGGGUCUCUGGAACAGCUUCUCCCUUCACAGCUCCCCACCACGCAUGGCCAGGACUGGUGGAGCAAAGGAGCUGCGUUCUCAGCCUGUUCUUGGGACUGGAUUUUACUCUUCUAGUUCAUAAAUGACAUCUCCUUUUUGAAAUUAGUGUUUACUUCCUAUUUUACUGGGGUUUGCUUCUUCCCGUCGCACUGAUACAGUCUGUUUAAAUAUAAAUUAAGUCAGCCACUGACCACAGAGAAAGGCGAGGACACAAACCAUGCUCAGCCUGUGCCUCCUCUCUGCCCCACAGUGGGCAGUUAACGCUGUUAACUCCACCCAAGGGUCGUGCUCAGCACCCUAAUCCUGCCCUACACACCAACCAACCUGAGAGAGGACAUUUCAGACCAGGCAGGAGCUCAGCACUAAUCAAAAUCCACGGCCAUGCAGGAAUGCAGAAUUCCCUUGUGCAGCCAGCUCCGCUCGCCCUCUCUCCACUGGGGAAACUCCGGCGUACAAGGACAGCGUGUGUCCCAAAGAAAAGUCAGAGGUCUUCUCAUUCUGUACCCUAACGAGCUUCCUGCUCUUUGACAGUAAACUUAAAGAAAGCUUAAAUAGUGCUUUGUAAAGAAAUAAAUUAAUUCCUUUGUAUUGCUGCAUCAAUAAAGCCAAACCUCAUGGGAUUAAGUGAGAAUGAACCAGACUAAAGCUAAUCCACUACCAACUCUGUCUUGACACGUCAAACUACUGUUGAAAAAAAGAAGUUUGAAGGAAUUUCUUUACUAUCUUGACCCUGUUCUUGAUAGAAUAGUGAGCCUCGUCGCUCCUGCUCUGGGUUUGGAUGCAAUAGAGUUUUGUGAGAAGCUGGGAAAGGACACAGCCAGGACAGCUGACACAAGGUGGCCAAAGGGAUACUGGGUACCAGUGUGGCAUGUUCAGGAUGUCAGGGGAGGGUGGCAGCGUGGUGGGAUGGCUUAGCCAGGGAUU
Messenger RNA from Cuculus canorus (common cuckoo), 4549 nucleotides. It is a transcript of the gene TAF11, whose product is annotated as TATA-box binding protein associated factor 11. Gene Ontology annotation, biological process: RNA polymerase II preinitiation complex assembly; transcription initiation at RNA polymerase II promoter. NCBI's taxonomy places the organism in Eukaryota, Metazoa, Chordata, Aves, Cuculiformes, Cuculidae. The transcript is spliced from 5 exons. Gene Ontology annotation, molecular function: protein heterodimerization activity; transcription coactivator activity. The coding region runs from base 16 to 663 and encodes 215 amino acids. Gene Ontology annotation, cellular component: transcription factor TFIID complex; nucleus. The record is from RefSeq and is a predicted model, not a curated record.